Messenger RNA from Stylonychia lemnae, 528 nucleotides. Lineage: Eukaryota; Ciliophora; Spirotrichea; Sporadotrichida; Oxytrichidae. The record is from the annotation of a GenBank genome assembly.
AUGAUUGUGACAAUUCACUACUUAUUUAUUAACUCAUUACUCUUUGGUGUGCAGAAUAUAUCAGAUAUUAUUCAGACUAUGGUUUAUGUGUUUUUAGUAAUCCGCCUUAAUGAGAUUUCUAAUAAAAAUAAGCUUCACAUUUUAGUGACAAUACUGGUAGCUAAUGCCAUUUUGUAAAGCUUUUGCUUGACUUUAAAAGAGUAUUUUGACAUUGAUUUUGGACCUUUAUGCAAAGCACACGUUGAUUGCACCUCAGAUGAAAUCAGAAACAAUACAUUUGUUCAAGAAGUUCUCUAUACAAUUUUGUUUAUUUUUAUCAAUGGUCCCCUUAAGAUUUUCCUUGAAAUUAAAGAGGGAAAGACCAGUCUCAAGAAAAUGGUGGAGGACUACGAAGAUGAAAGAAAUCUAUUGCAUGAGAAAUUAGGAUUUAAAAGACCAGAUUUAUUGCCCACUUAGUCAAAUAACGCAAACACAAUGUCGAAGAGAAAUGUCAGCAAUAAAGAUAACGAUAUAAAUGAACUUAGAUGA